AUGCUUCACCAAAUCAGCUCCGCCUGUGCCCUUCUGGCCUUGGCCCUGUCCGCCUCUGCGACGCAGGCCACUGGUCCUGGUCCUGAGGCUUGCGGCAACCUAACCCAGGCCCUUGGGUCCAAGACGGUCGUCAGCAAUGUCUUGAGUAUGAACUACAUCGACUCGGUCAAAUCAUACUUCAACACCGAGCAAAGCAAGUUCAAGCCCUCGUGCAUCGUCUACCCAACCUCCGCCGACGAUGUCUCUCUUGCGAUCAAGGCAAUCCGACACUCCGAGUCCCGGUUCGCCAUUAAGGCGGGUGGCCACAACCCGAAUGACUUUUACUCCUCGGUCGACAAGGGAGUCCUGAUUGAUCUGUGCGAUAUGACGGAGAAGUCGUAUGACGAGGACUCGACGCUCGCGACCUACCAGCCCGGUGGGGACUUUGGCGAUGUCUACGAGUACUUCGCGAAAUGGAACCGCACUGUCGUUGGUGCGCGACUGGCUGGUGUAGGAACUGGUCUCGCGCUCUCCGGUGGUCUUUCCUACCUCUCGAGCCAGUACGGUCUGGCCUGCGACUCUUUCCGUGAACUCGAGGUUGUGCUCCCCUCCGGUGAAAUUGUGACAGCUUCCGAGAACGUAAACCCCGACCUUUUCUACGGCUUGCGCGGCGGCGGCGGAAACGCCUACGGCGUCGUCACAAAGUACACCGUGCAAUCCUACCCAGCCGACACCUUCUACGCCGGCAUCGUGGUCUAUCUCUUUCAGCACAACUCUUCUGUCCUAGAUGCGAUCAGCGACUUCAUCACGUACAACGAGGACCCCAAGGCCGCUAUCAUCGGGACAUACAUGAAGCUCCCGACACCCGGCUUCGACCUCAACCUCGACGAAGCAAUCAUCAUGUUCCUCGUCUACGACGGCCCCGACGCCGGAAACGCCUUCAAGAACUUCACCGACAUCCCGCACCUCGUCAACACCCUCGGGCAAAAGACCUACACAGAGGUCGUGAACAUGCCAAUCCCCAACAGCGCCGAACUCAACGCCGGCCGAAACACCUUCCGCGUGACAGUCCACGGCGGCGACGAAACAGGCAUCGCAAACCUAAACACCCUCUACGAGAAAUGGGUCGACUGGGGCAACGACAACAAGGGAAAAUACCUGCUCACGAGCUUCGACAUCCAGCCCAUCCCGAAGUCGCUGACUGAUGCGUCGAACUCGAACUACGGCGGCAAUGCGAUGCAGAUGCCUGAUGGGCCGUGGUACUGGGUUAAUUACCUGCUCACUGCGUCGCCGCUGCUUAGCGAGAAGGAUCUCGAUGAGGUGAACCAGAGCUACAAGGAGCUUGUUGAGGCGGUUCCGCCCACGGAGGGCUUGCCGCUGUUUAUUAAUGAUGCCAGUCAUGAUCAGAAUCCGCUUACGACGUAUGGUGGGUAUGCGAAGCUCAAGGAGAUCAAGGCGCGGUAUGAUCCGGAUGGGUACUUUGCGAACUAUACUGGCGGGUGGGCUUUCCCUUAG
Molecule: messenger RNA, 1494 nt
Organism: Aspergillus mulundensis
Lineage: Eukaryota; Fungi; Ascomycota; Eurotiomycetes; Eurotiales; Aspergillaceae
Product: FAD-binding oxidoreductase
Exons: 1
Coding region: 1-1494 (497 amino acids)
Molecular function (GO): FAD binding
Source: RefSeq, a predicted model, not a curated record